ACCGCAUCAGAGCUACGUCGCUCUCUCUUCCUUAAUUCUUUCCCUCUCGCCGAAUAAGCAAGCACUUCCUCCAUGCAGUCGAGCAUCAGAACCAGCAGCAUCGUCUUGGCUUUGUUGACGCGACUCUGCCUUGCAUCCUCUCUACGGGCCGUUCGAUUCUUCACUUGUCAUCGGGCUGCCCGUGCGUUCGGUCGUGUCGUUGUUGGUUCGUCUCUCUCGUCGCGGUUGGUCAAGACUUUCACCCUGCGGUGUGGUGUUGUUCCCCGCCCGCCUUUUAGGGAGGGCUUUUCUAAAUUAAAAUUGGCGUUUUUGCUAAAAGGUGUUUAAAUAACGUCGUCGAUUGAGUGCGAUAAGAAUUGGACGAUUUUGCCGUCUGGUUGCUUCGGCCACGGCCUAGCUAGCUGGUGCGCUCUGCGCCGCGCUUGUGUUGGUGUUCUCCAGCGCCUUUUUCGUCGUGAGGAGCAGUAAGAGAUGUUUUCGUUUCGUGAGUGAUUGAAGAGUUUGGUGCAUUGAGUGGGUUUUGUGAGGUGUUGUGCGGAGAAAAGUGAAAUGUUUUGAUCUCGUUGUGGCGAUAAUCGAUAGUGCGAUCGAUCCAGUUUGGCCGUGGUAAUUUGUGUGUUAAAAUCCGAGUUUGUCUGCUUGUCUGUCUGUCUGUCUAUCUGUCAGGGGGGAGAAUCAAGACAACCAGCAACUGAAUCCAAGUGGCGAAGAGUGGAAGAAAGAGUAAGCAAAAAAUAAAACCUCCUCCUCGUCUGGAGAAGUCGGCUGAAGCCAGCAGCAUCAGCGGGUGACCCCGUUGGAUUCUUCCUCGUUUCUUCUCGAUGGUCAAUCUCGGUAUUAUAUUUCAUAGCCGUUCUGGAAGUGCAGUGUUAUUGGUGUUGUUGUUGUUCCAGUUGAUCCCGGAUGAUUAUUGAGCUGCGGCAAAGAAGGCAGCAUUUAUUUCUGUGUUCAGUGAUUGUGUAAAUCCGGCUUGCAUUUGCAUCGCGAGCGGUUAAACUGCAUAACCGCAAUCAAAACCUUUUUAUACAUACCUCCAGCGAGUUAGUCACAAGUCUGUUUUGAGUGUGGGGCCAGUGCAUUGUCAUUGUCAGUCAGUCAAAUAACAAUCCAAACGGCAACGGACCAGCUCAGAAGAGGCAGAAGGACCCGGUUUACGAAGGCAGACAGAGCAAAAUCUGACAUCAGGUGGCGGAGAGCGAGAGAGAGAGAGAGGAACCCCGGACGGAAAGCACAAGUACGUUUGUUUGCAGAGGAGCAAAAUGUAAACAUUUUCCCAUUACCUUCUAGGGUAGUGUUUCCUAAACUUAUUGGAGAUAGCACCCACUUGAAGCUGAAGAAAAGUGUAUUCGUCGCCUAGGGUAACUACAAACAUCAGAGCAAUGCGCCUUCAAACGAGACUGACAGUAAGUACACAAUUAUAAGAUGCAGUGCUCCCCAUCACUCAUGGACCUCUGACGGCUAACAGCCAGCCAGCACUGUCCAUCACAAGAGAUUAGCUUUUGCGAUAAGCUCUCGUCUGUUUCUCGUGCAAUUAUCCGUCCGCAACGACGAAGAAACGGUCGUUCGCUCCCGCACCCGAAGGGCCACAAUCAGCCGGCCCUCAAAAAUAUUAAACUUCAUAAACGUUUUGCGAUACGCGGCGGGUCGCCGCAAAUUUGCGCACCGUUUCGGGAUGCAAUCGCAUCGCAAUGCCAGCUCUUCGAAGUAGCUCGAACGCGAUUGCUUCGGAGCUUGGUCUUUGUACGUAUCUAACUGCAAAAGAAUGCGUAAAAAGUGGUUGUAUAUAUCCCCGCUCGUACAGGGUCUUAAUUUUGUUUGGAUAAAAAUCUUGCUGGUAGUUGCCUAUAUACAAGCAGAAAAAAUAUCUAGCGUAACAUUUGACAAGGACUUAUCUGCUUUUUGUUUCUGUCUCUGCAUCCACUCAUGCACAUCAACAGAUAGUUUGAAGUUUGUGCAUUCUGAUAAGGUUGGUGACGUUCGCAGGUGGAUGCAGAUAGCAGACCCUACUGAGACAGAAACUUGCUUAUUCACGCAAAUAAGAUAGGCCCUUCUCAAAUGUUACGCUAGAAUUAUGCGUACCUACUACCUUCAUGUUGUGCGCCCCUAGCAAUGCAGAAAGACGACGCACCGGCAUCGGCAUCGGAGGCACCGCGUGACAUCGGCUUUCUCGAACCGGAAGGACAGGCUCCGCCUAGGGGAGGGCCGAUGAUGGUGUUUUGCUGGUUGCGCUGCCAUAUUUUUUUUUUCUGCUCAUUCUUUGUCGAGUGCGUUCCUUUCGUUUACGUUCGGUAGGGUGAUACGAGAAAAUUCAGAAUAAAUAGGGGAUUGGAACCCACUUAGGUCAAGCAAGAUAAUGUUGAAGGUGUGUAAGUUCGAUUCUCUGAAGGAAUUAGUUUCUUUUCGUACAUAAUUGCAGUAUUUAUUAGUUCAGGGCAGGAUAUUCAACGUCGUUGCUAUGCAACUUUCAAAAGUGAAACUUUGUUCUAGGAUCCGCCCUAAACAUGAAAAGGCUUACGGUCAGUUCUGCUAGUACAAAGAGCCUCGUCAUGCCUCUACUCAAGGCACUCUCCAGAUCACCAGGAGUCGCAUAAGGAUACACGCACGACAUCAUAUUAAGCCAUAUCCGUCCAGUGUCCUGUUUAUGGGACAGAUAUCCCGAACGCCCAGCGUCUUAUAAAUAGGACAGUCCUUUUGAUGUGAAUAUCUCCAGAAUUAUGCAAAAUUUCAGAAUAAUUUCUUCGGAAAAGAUGUUCUCCACACCCAUACCUUGCUCAUAGUGGGCAAUAUAGUGUGUGACUGGUUCACUAGGUGGCGUAAACGAUGCUGCAAAGAAUACAUAUUGUCACGAUCUAUGAGUUUCAUUUUCAAUGCGAAAAAAAAAAUGUUACCCUGAAAUCUUGACAAUGAUAAUAAUUUAUAGACCAUUUCUUCGGCAGAGUUGUUAAUCAAUACAUAUAAAAGUCGAUGUAUGAUUGUAUGUUUAUAUAUUUGUAUGUUUAUAUGUUUGUAUGUUUGUCUAUUUGUAUGUUCAUAUGUAUGUACGUAUGUAUAUAUGUAUGCCGGAAUAUAGGCAUAACUGUGGAAUGCGUCAAGAAAUUUCAAUCAAAUUUGGCACACAUUCCUUAGGAUGUGGUGUGGAGGUUGUAAUAGGGGUAUUGGAAUUCAAGAUGGCGGCUUAGGUUCCAAGAUGGGGGUCAAAACUCCAGAAUAUGUGCUUUUUAACGGCAAUGCUGCUUCGUAUACUUUGCAAUAUGGGUAUCUAUCGAUCGGGCUUUAUAAGUAGGACUCAAAAAUGAAUAUCCGAAGCUAUUUUGAAAUCCAAGAUGGCGGAUCAUAUCCAAGAUGGCAGCCAUGGAAUAGUAGUUUCAGCUAUGAUACCAUGUAAUAUGGGUAUCAGGUAUCAGGUUCCAGAGGCACGUUCUCCUCCAUUUGGGAAAUUUGUGCCAUCACCAUGAACACGAGCCUAUUCAUCACUUACCUGAGCGAGAAGGGAUAGAAAAAAAGAUGGGACAGGGAAAAGGACAGGUAAGGGAAUAGAAUCGUCAUACACGCAUAAGCGUACCACAAAGAAUUCAAACAGCGCCCUGAAAAGAGCACUGUGAUAGCGCAUAAAGCGUAAAGAGAGCCUAUAGCUCUUUACCACAGCGGGUCAAGAACAACAGAACGUCUUGAAGAUUCAGGUUUCUGAAGUCAAUUUCCCUCAAUAAGUGGUUACCGAGUACUUGGAAACGCAGUUGCGCAAAACCUGGACAGUUACAUAUCAAAUGAUACGAAGUUCCAUAAUCGGAUUCACAGCUAUCACAUGCAAAUGAAUCAGCUUGCUGAAUAUUCGUCAUGUGAUAGCUGAGUCGGCAGUGGCCAGUCAAUGCUUUGACCAGAAUGCUGCAUAUCUGGUUUGACAGAUUUGUUAGAUACUUCGCCGCCCUUGGAGAUGACUCAGUACAAUACAAUUUGGUUUGACGACAUGACUCCAAACAAUUCCAGUAUUGUCUGUGUUGAGUAACAGCCCAGGUGUCCGAUAUCGGAAUAGCUGGCUCAGGGCCAAUGAAGUCAUGUGAUGCUCCAGCCAAUGUUAUGCUAACUCAUCAGCCAAUUCAUUUCCAGCGAUGGAAGAAUGACCAGGUACUCAUACAAGGUGAACAGCGUUUGCUGAACGCAUCACUAAAAUAACUAAAACGGCCGCAAUGAAAUGAUAGCGCCACCGUAGCCUUGUGUGUUUGACGUAACUCGACUGCUGUCACUGUGUUACCGUCCAUAUACGGUGGCGCUUUUGUUUUGAUGCGGUGAGUAGCGGAAAAAUCGGCUUCAAUGAUCCAUUCAGCUCCUCGAUUUGAGUUCGACAAGCGAUAACUAUCUUCGACCUGGAGUUUCCCGAAGCAAGUGCUUUAAUAGCAGCCUGGGUGAAUAAAACUGAUGCAGCAUUAGCUCACGAGAAUAAACACCAGCACCUGCUCGACCUUCGAGCAGGGAGCCAUCAGUGUAACAUACGAUGCCGUCUGAAAUACUUCUUUCCAGAUAUCCAGAUGUCCACUCUUCCCGGGAAAGGGAAUUUCGUAGAAAAUGUCCUAUAUGGAAUAUACAAGCAUUUGUAAGAUCACUUGGAGCAAGGAUAAUUUUGUUCCAAUUCACCAAAAGUGGAAACAACGAGGUGUGUGUUGAUGUGCGGUUCACAGGAGUUUCCUCUAGUAGACCGAGUACCCGUAGACGGUAAGUGCAAGAAAGUGCUUCUUGCUUGAGAUGAAUGUGUAGUGGAGCAACGUCAAAGAGAAUUUCGAGCGCUGCUGUGGGAGUUGAAGAGAACGCUCCAGACAUCGCCAUUAAGCACAUCCUUUGCAGAUGGCCUAACUUUGACUGGAUCGUUCUCAUUUCGCCCUUUUGCCACCACACAAGACAUCCAUAGGCCAAUAUUGGACGAAAAACAGUUGUGUAAAUCCAUUUGAUAUACUUGGGUUUAAGACCCCAAGUUGUACCAAAAGUACGCCGGCAUUGCCCGAAGGCUACACAAGCUUUCUUGAUUCUGAACUCAAUGUGAGGUGUCCAGGAAAGCUUGGAAUCAAGAAUAACUCCAACGUACUCCAAUGUAGGGUAUUGUACCAUUUGGGCAGGUGUAUCUAUUUUGGGCACUUGCGUUAUAACAGUCAAUUUCAAACCGAUUGAUUUGAAUUUUUGUAUAGCGUUAGGCUCGUAUAGUGUCGAACUCUAUACUGACUCCGUGUGGCUUCUAAAAGGGCAUCGAAAGGCACGUUGUCAAAGGCACCAUCAAUUUCUAAGAAAACACCCAAACAAGAUUGCUUUUGAGCGAAUGCUUUCUCGAUAUCGUAAACAACCUUGUGUAAAAUGGAAAUCCGGAAUAAGUGUCGCGCGUUCGCUUCGUAUUUCGCGAUGGGCUGAUGGGGGCGCGACCGUGAAAUCCGAAAUUAGUGCCGGAAAAUGUUGUGACUUCGUUUUACGUGUAGGUGGCGAAAAAUUACACUCUGUGACAUUCGGUCUCCUUUAUACAUUUACAAAACAAGAUCUGCAAAUUUCGUCACUUCUAGUGUCGGCCCAAGUUUUUAGUAUUCCUAUUUUAUUUUGAUACAAUUUAGCUAUAUUUUUGUACAGUCUGCCACCUUACGGUGUUGGCCGCACUAUUUCGUUGAGUAAUUAUGUUCAAGUACUUUUACUUUAGUUGGGAUUGUCAAGCUGUUAUACUUCCGGAAGAUGCAAUAAUUCGAUUUUCGUUACCAAAGUAUGAAACCCUUUAAACAAUGUUAAUAAUCCCUGAAAGUGACGCGUAUGUGGGGACGAAUUCAAAGGGAACUUUUCGCGAGUGCAUCGUUCAUAGCAAAACAUGGUGAUUGUUGCAAUUUGUUUACCAAGACAAAACCCUCAACGUUUCCUUCCCAUAUCCAAACUCCUAGUGGUUUCUCGUAGUAACGCAGAGAAUUCCUCGGUUAUUGGCCUAAGCGAGAGCUACGUCAUCACUUCCUUCCCUAUCCUCAAUUGACCUGCAUUCGGACGCGGCCGGCGCUGGUAUUGCACAUUGAAAAGUAUUGGGAUCUCAGCGUUUACACAAUGAAGAGGAGGCUAGUCCCAAGCAUAAUCUGUUGGUUCUUUGUGUAAAUGCAGAUGUCCUUGCAAUAACAGAGGAGCAACCGCGGGCGGUCAAUCAUGCUCAUGCUCAUGCUCAUGCAUCGUAAACAACCUUGUGUAAAAGAGUCACAAUAGACUUUCCAGAUUGGUAGGCGUGUUGGUUCACAUGAAGAGGCACGCUAGCCAGAUGAAUAUCACGGAUGUGAUGAUCUACAAUGCGUUCUAAGCAUUUCAGAAGAAAAGAGGUCAAACUGAUAGGUUUGAAACUUGUUGCUUCUUUAUACGACGCACGACCCACUUUCGGAAUAAACUUCACAGAAAUGUCCCGCCAAGAUUUGGGAAUAUACCCUGUAGCAAAACUGCAAACAAGUAGUUGUUUCAAAACAUGUUUGAAAUAAUCAAAUCCCUUCUGAAGCAAAAUAGGAUAAAUCCCAUCUGUCCCAGAAGAUUUGAAAGGAGCAAAGCUAUUAAGUACCCACUCAAUCUAUUCUAUAGUUACAAUACAACGAGCCGAGGCCAGGGAAUCAUAACUUAAAAAAAAAGACUACCUUCAGGUUCAUCCAAAGAUGUAAUGUUCACACAUCCAGGGAAGUGUGUGCUGAUAAACAUUCCAGAGCUUCCUCAUCAGAGGAAGUCAGAUCGCCAUUUGGCAAACGAAGGUCGUUCACUCGCAAAUCCUUAGAUUUCGUAAGGGUUUUGUUUGACCGACUGACUUCACUCAAACUGGAAACUUUUGUGUAAAGGUUUUUCCAGCCGGAUCGUUCAGUAGACCGGAGAGCUUUCCUGUAGGCCUUGCGAGCCGACCUGGAAGUCUCCGAUCCAGCAGAACGUCGUCUGUUCCAACUCUUUCUACAUUGUUUUCUGAGUUUCGCCAGAUCAGAGUUCCACCAAGGGGUUCCUCUUGUGAUCAUCACAGACCGUAGAGGGCAUGCUUCUUGAAAAGCUUCCAUGAUGAAGGUCGUUGUAAUGUCAACGGCAUCAUCUAAAUCACUUGGAGUGUCAAUGGAUGGUGAGUAUCCAUGAAAUUUGGCCGCAACCAAAUCAGUAAAAAGAUCCCAGUUUGUUGACCGGAGAUUCCUGAAACGCGAUGUUUGCGAAGUAACAUUUAAAUGUUCGAAAAAGAUGGACCGAUGGUCAGAUAAAGAUUCUUUAUCUGACACAUGCCAAUUGGUCAGCUCGUGACUAAUUGUACUAGAGCAAAGCGUUAUGUGUAACACUUCCUCUCUAGCAGAUGUCAUGAAGGUUGGGCGGUUGCCUAUGUUAAGUAAUACAAGAUCUGUACUACUUAAGUACCCCAUCAAACUGGAGCCUCUCAAGUUAAUGUCUGCGCUGCCCCAGAUGAUAUGGUGAGCAUUAGCAUCACAGCCAACAAUUAGCGGAAGGCCUUCUGAAGUACAGUAUGCGAUGACGUGUUUGAAAGCAUCCGUAGGGGAUGGUUCAUCAUGCAGUAAAUAAACCGAACAAUAGACGUAUUUCCUGUUGAGAUUUCCAUCAGAUACAUCAAUUGUGAUACAUAGAUACAAACAUCUCUGGUGGUUAGUGCAGAGAUGAAUGUAGCAACUAUUGCGUUGUUGACAAGCACACAGGCUCGAGGCAUUAUACGCGAGAUUGCCAUUUCAUGUUUACUGAAAGUGGCAAACACCGGGUUGAUGAUGAUGAUGAUGAUGAUGAUGGUCCCGCCACAUACCCCUACAAAGGUUUGAGCUAGACGAUAUAUCUUUAAGAUAAUUAUUAAUAAUGAUCAAUGAAAUCAGAUUUGCAAACUAAAUACGGUCUGAUUCUUAUUACAGAUAUAAACAACAUUAUAAUUUGUCAUACUAUACAGCAAAAAUAUAAAUUUCAAAAUACUGCUGCUCUCAACUACAGAUGUUUGCAAGCGUUACUAGUGAUCAUGAAAGAUCAGAAAAUCAAAAAUAUUGCGAGGAUUGAUAACGUUCGCGCGAUGUCAAAACAGUCGGCAAUAUUCUCAUUCUCAAGAAAUUCCCGACAUUCAACUAGACAACUCACUACUAAUCUACAGAAUCCUUCAACAGUACAAAUAUUCCAUAUGAUAAAUAAAUACAAAAAUGUCAUUUAUACCUGUUACCGCGCGCGAGACUCAAACUUUUGUAGACUACACAAAAUAAGUUCAGUUAAUAAUACUACGUCAACAAAUAUAAAAUCCAUCAUCAUCAUCGGGGCGACCAUUAUAGUUUGUUCGUGCCUCCUAUUACAAAAUAUAAAUUGUCCACAAAAAUAUCCGUUGGUAAACUUCGUCAAGAUACAAAAUCUAGUCAAGAAUGAAAAGUCAACAGAGUAGCUGUUCAAAAAGCAGCUUUUACGUGUGAAAUACAUAGUCUCUUAAACUGUGAUAGAGUUGCUGCAUUCGUGAUGUGGUCAGGCAUCGAAUUGAAAACAUUUAUACCUUUAUAGUACAAGGAAUUUUGUGAAGCACCAUGCAAAAAGUGGGGUGUUCGUAUUUGAUCCGCGUUUCUAGUGUUAUAACUAUGAAUGUCACUUCCUCUUUCAAUUCGGUCACACAAAUAUCUAGGCAGCAUACCAUUCUUUAAUUUAAAAAUGAACACCAACGUUAAAUACACAAUUCUUUGCUUCACUGACAACCACUGAAGGGCGUCCAACAAAAAAGUUGAGGAAGUGAAUCUGUUACAUCUUAAAAUCAACCGCAUUAUUUUAUUUUGCAAACGCUGUAGCCUUGAUAUUUGUGUUUCAUUAGCUAAAAACAAAAUGGACGGGCAGAACUCAAUGUGUGGAGAAAUGAUUGAUUUGUACAACUGUAUUUUACUAGCAAUAGUCAAAUCGUUUUUUAAUCGACAUAGAAUACCAUACUUUUUGGCUAUUUUCUCAAGGUUUCCUAGAUAGAAAUUCCCCUUACGGAAGUAAGGUUCUUGGACCAAGGCCACUUAGGCUGUACCAUUUUACAUAAGUCUGCAAAGAUUGAUCGUUGCUGGUCUUUUAUGCUGAAGAUUGAUCUGAGCUAUCCUAACCGUAGCCACUACCCAAACUAGGUAAGAUUAAACUCUUCUCAAUAACAGCACAACAACGAACAACAGCAAUAAAACCAGAUCGGUAUCGAUUGGAAAACGCCAAAGGCGAGGAUACACAGAAUACACUGUGUAAAUUGCAUAAUGUGAAACCAUAUAGGUGAAAAUUUAAACUAAUUAACAACAUAAUAAUCAUAAUCCCGCCCUUAUUUAGCCUCAAGUGAGAAUAAAAAAGGGCAGCUGAUUGUCUCGGAGAAACACAAGGUCCACUGCACCAUUGCUCCGGUUAGCGCAAAAAGGGCAACAUACUGUGGAGGGUGCCCUGGUACUCCACAGGCUCCGUUUGCGGUUAGGUUUUUAUUAGACCCCCCUAGUCAUUCAUUCCUAGGCACGGUAAGCAUAAAGCCGCAGCACACCAUGAAUUAGGGGUCACCACCGGAACAGGCGGUCCGUAGUGUUAUUUUUAGCCAUUUGAGACAAUCGCUACCUACACUACACAGCUAUCUAGGCUGAUCGAGAAAACAAAUUAAUAUUGAUGAUCAACUUCAUACGGGCUCGAACAGCCGUACAAGUGUAGUGUAGCUGGUCUGGCGAUACUGGAGUAGCAUCCACGGGUGGUCACAAGCUCAAGCUCAGCUCAAGCUCAUAAACAAAGACUAAACAGAUGAAAAUGAUAUGCAAACCUGUUAUUGCUCAACAGCACAAUUGUGCUGGUUCGUCACGAAAGGGAUAUGUAGUUGAGCAUACAUGGCUUCGAGACACAACUAUCCGAGAAAAGUGACACCACACGAAAAGAAAAAAAAACUUCACAGCCUCAGCAUUAGAGUACAUCAGUGUUUCUACCACGACGCGAUCUAUUUUGGGACAUUUUAUGAAUGAAAAACUAAACCAUUGACGAUGCUAUUUUCGGCGACGAUCGGCGGCCGUCAAUGGUGGCGGCACCGUGUCUUUAAUUGCGGGCGGCGGCGAAACAACUAUGUGGAUCAGGCCGGGCAUGGACCUACCAACCGACCGACGGUAUGUUCUUCUUCUUAUGUUUAGUUCCUCGCAAAUGCUAGAGCGGCGAAGGUAUAACUACAUAGGUAACAUGAGCUGAGCAAUGUUUAUUGACGGUCUGUUCUGUGUGCCGGGAUGUUUAGUGUGACCGUGUGAGAAAACAUUGAACGUGUCGUAUGAACAUUGACGGUGAUUAUGUUGUCAGAGAAAACACGUUUGUGAAUUAUGAAGUCAAUGGUUGUAUGUAAGAUUUACCAUUGUAGUUCGAACCAACAUGCUAAUUUUACAUUACACAGUUACGGUUACUUCGAACGAUGAAGGCCAAUGUGUUUUGUAAUGGAAUUCGAUAGGUGGGACCAUUUCAUUCUGAACACCUGGAAUAGCUUCCAACGCGGAGAACUUUUGAUCGUCAUCUCCAAGGGUGGCGAAGUAUCUUAUAAAUCUGUCAAAGCGGAAUUGCAGCAUUCUGGUCAAAGCAUUGACUGGCCACUGCCGACUCAGCUAUCACAUGGCGAAUAUUCAGCAAGCUGAUUCAUUUGCAUGUGAUAGCUGUGAAUCCGAUUAUGGAACUUCGUAUCAUUUCAUAUGUAACUGUCCAGUUUUUGCGCAACUGCGUUUCUGAGUAUUCAGUAAACACUUAUUAAGUGAAACUGACUUCAGAGACCUGAAUGUUCAGGAUAUUCUGUUGUUCUUAACCCGCUGUGGUAAAGAGCUAUAGGCUCUCUUUCGAUUUAUGCGUUAUUACAGUGCCCUUCUCAGGGCGCUGUUAGAACCCGUUGUGGUACGCUUAUGCGUUAGUAUCCACUUCCAGGGUACUUUUCCUAUUUCCCUACCUGUCCUUAUCACCAUCCCUAUCCUUAUUUCCUUCCUUUUCCCUCAGGUAGAUGAUGAAAUAGGCUAUUAUUUUGGCGAUGGCACAAAUGUCCCAAAUGAAGGAUAACGUGCCUCUGGAGCCGGCCUUCUGAUACCUGAUACCUGAUCUGUUUAGUCUUUGUUUAUGAGCUUGAGCUUGGGACCGCCCGUGGAUGCUACUCCAGUAUCGCCAGACCAGCUACCAGCGCUUGAAUCUGAGUGAAUAUGAAGGAUACGACCAGUUAUCAGCGCCAGCAACCACUGCGAACGAAUACGAAAAGGGAGCGAAGAAAAACCGAACCAACUGGGACUGCUGUUCCUCAUCGGUUGGUUCUCUUGUGAAGCAAACUGACUGGUGAUCGUUCAUGCUCAGUUGCUGCGGUGAGUGUAAAGAUGGGGAAAUGAUUCAGUGGUUUUAUUUGUUGCUCAAAACUUGUGAAAACAAUCAUUUUGUUGGUAUGGGAAUGUUGUACCUGACUAUUGUAAUCGAUUUAAUUUGAGUUUAUGUCAUUUGCACUAUAAAAUCGGGAUAAAAACUAAGUAUAUUCAUUGCCGUAUGCGCCGGCGAAGAUAAAGAUUCAGAGAGCCACCACGCAUAUGAACCACCGUUUCUCACUCUCAGUAAUAAAUUUGAUUGCUCAUGCUCCCACUUGCUUCUGAAGCAUGUUAGCCAAUAAAGGUAUACAGCUACCGCUCUGGGUUGAAAAAUAUCGGUCAAAGAGUAGCAAAUUUUGCUUCGUUCAGGGGAAAAUGCUUCAUUUUGCAAGCACUGCCAGCUACACUCACACAAAGAGCCAAUGAGAUAUCUGCCAGGGACUAAGCAAGCAUCUUCAGUGUGUGAGUAUUGGUGAUCUUCUAUUUUUUAGGCAACAAUGGCGCCUGACACGCCAGGUUUCAGGUCAAUGUUGGGAAGGGGAAGGAAGUGAUUAUUGCAAUCAUUUGUAUCCACAUCAGACUGAAUAUACCUCUGCGUCUGCACAAAGAAUUAAUCUUAACAUGGAAAGAUCUCACCACGUUCUCUCUCGUCGGUUAGGCAAACCUACGCCUUGGUUUCUUUUCAAUUCUACGUCAAAUAAUAGUGUGCAUCCUAUUUUUUUUAGUUUUCGCUCACUGCUUUACUUCGCACUCUGGAAAUCGCACUCUCAAAGCCGCGCACACUUACUGUUUACUAAUUUGAAAGUGUCAAUCAAAUGGUCUGUCUCAGUGAAACCCAAUUUUGAAGUGCCACAGAGUUUUUUGUGGGGUGUGAAUUGAAGGUCAGUUGAAUAAAUGAAUCGAAGAGAAAACUGAAUGGUGAUGAAGAACAAUUCGGCUAGUCGCUGCUUUGGUGCGAUUGCCUUCGUCAUACGCAAAACGAGUAAGAAUACCAACGCGUUGGAACGUGAUAUUUUGCGUAAUUGAUCAAUUUCCAGUCAUAUAGAGCCUGACUAUAGAUAGUCUACAGUCUACAUUUGCUUCCAUUUGAUGAGCCAUUGGUAAAGGUAAGUUGAAAUGUCCGUAAUUAUUGGUUAUUUUCCGCCUGAUAUGACUGGAAUUAGCGCAUAAAGCGAAAAAGAUUUCACAACUUUAUUCGUUAUUAUUCGAAAUACACUUUUGAGUGUCACUGUGACACAUAUGGCUAUGCAUAUAUCGCGCUGCUCACGAAUUAUGUUACUUUUGCCAAAAACCAAUUAAACUACAUACAUCCAAGGUCGCUAGAACAUUGGUUGGUCGAGUGGAUCUAGCGGGGAGUUCAAAAUGUGAAGAGUGAGCAACACAGCCCGAGUUCAAUUGUUUCAAAAGUUGCUUCCUAAAUAUUGCAGGCGAUAAAAUAUUAAAACACUCCCCCACCCACCCACACAUGUACGUACAUUGAACAUUGGUACACAGUCAGUGUUCAGUGCUUUUUGGUAUGCGGAAUUAAAUUUCCCAUCCAUUCCGUCGUUGUUAUUGUUGCAGCUUGCUUGCGAUUACUUGAGUGGCUGGAGGGCCGUUGAAUCGGGAGUUGGCAGGCUGAUACCAACUCGGUGGAUGAAAAUGUUGAAUUCCAGCUGACUGCCUGGGACAUUAAUGGAAAGCUUUUCAAUUAAGCCUGAAUAGAAUCGUGGAGAGGGUCGAGGGGCAAAUAGGGGAAGGGGCGAGGCAAAAUAUGGAAAAUAUGUGGCUAAAUAUUGUUGAAAUAAUAUAAAUGAAUUAAUAAGCGGCGUAGAGUGAGAGCAGUGUGAGGGAAGAUAAAUAGAUUUCAGCAUUUCAGAAAGACGUAACCACUGUACUAGGAGAACAUUACACAUUGAUUUGAAUGUGGAAACUUGAGAAAAUUUUCUUUAUAUUUUUUUUCAGCAAUUUCUUUGAGAAUUUAUCCAAGUUUUUUUUUGUUUCUGCAGGAUCUCCUUUGAUUUUUUUCCGAGUAUUAUUUCAGUGAUUUUUGUGUAUUAAUCCUUAUAGAAAUUAUAAGAAGUGUAGUAUAAGAAAACCUUCUGAGAAUUUCUCCAGCGGUAUCGCCAGGAAUUUUUCAAAAAAAAUCCUUUAGUAAAUCCUCCAGAGAAUCCUUUCUUGAAAAAUUCCACCAGUGUAUCCACCAAUUCUUUGCAAAUAUUGUUUAUACGUAAAUUUCUUCAGAAAUUCUUUAAAUCCCCGGAAUUACUUCCCGAGAAAAACUUGGAAAACUUCUCAAGAAUUUGGUCUAGCAAUUACGGAGGCUUCUCUAGGACUUUCUCCAUCUAUUCUCCCAUGCCAGGAAUCGUCCAUCAUCCAGGAAUUCCUCCAGAGAUAACUUCAGAAUUUACUUCCGGUGUUUUUUUUUGUUCAAGAACCCAUCCAAAAAAUUUAAAAGAACUUCUUUCAGGAAUCUCCAAUCAGGAUUUCAUUGGACAUUCCUCCAGGGUUUUUGUUCAGAUUCUAUUAAGAAUUCUUCCAGUAAUAUUGUGUGCAAUUUCUGGAAAAAAAAACUUCUGAUAAAAUUCCUGGAGGAAUAACCAAAACGACUCCUACAGGAAUCUUUGAAGUAAUCCCAGGAAAUGUUUCUGGCGGAACCGCAGAGAAAAUUACUAAAAAAAAAGAUCCUUAUAGGAAAUUCUGCUGGAAUCCUUGAAAGAAUUUUUCAAGGAUUUCUUGGAGUAAACUUUAGAGUUUUCAUUCUGAAGGAAUCUCCGUAGGAUUUAUAAAGAAUUUUAUAGACAAAUAUCUAUGUAAACUCCUUGAUAGAAUAGUUUCGAAGGAAUCCCUGACAGAAUUCAAGAAGGAAUCCAAGCAGGAGUUCUGAAAGAAUCCCUGAACUAAUUCCUGAAGAAUUCUUCAAUAGAAUGCCUUCAGAAAUCUAAGGAAGAGGAAUCUUUCUGAAGGAUGAUCAGAAUGAAUAAAUCCCAAGAAAAAUAAGAAAUACCACGAGAAGUUUCUAAAGAGCUUGCUGGAGAAAAACCUGGAGGGACUUCUCAGUCUUAGUCGAACCACCUUUGUGUUCGGACGUGCGGAACAGCGCGCUUGUAAAUACUUUUAAAACAUUACUUACUAUUUAAUUUUUUGACCCCGGGUCCGUUCGCGCGCGAACCUGUGUUAGUAUUUUUUUUCUCUACUUUUCGCCUCACGCGAAUUGUCUUACCCAUCGACGUCGCCGCCGUGUGUGACUUUUUUAUUUUUAUUUACCCACCGCGUGUACGUAUCGAAAUAGCCCAAGUAUGCGGUGUGGUAUAACAACGUGCAACACUACGGACAACCAUUUCCUAUGGAAAUGCGAGUUCUGCGAUAAAGCAUACCACGCUGCCUGUAUCGGUGUACGGCGGAACCAAGAAGAAUUUAACAGGUCUUUCAUGGUGCCAUUAUGUGCUGACUGUCAAGUGCAUCUCAACUCUGGGAUCGAUACGCGGAAAAUACUUUUCAAGCAGAAUCAACUUUUUGAAGCGAUCCAGAACCAAACAGAUGCUUUCCAUCGAAUGGCUGCCGACCUGAAAAGAAUUUCUCUCGGUGAUUUGUUUGAUAACAUCGAGCAAUUACUGCAACAAACACAAGAAGCUUUAACGUCAAAUAAUAGCAGAAAUGAAAACACUCGGAAAGAAAUUAGUCAGCACUUCCAAUCAUGCGGCACACUGUUGAACCGCGCGCUUAAUGAAUUAACAAGCGCCAACUUGACAAUGGCGCAAAAAACGCAAAAAAUGGAAAGCCAAUUGACGGAAGUAAACAACUACAUUGUGCAUUCGGCAACUACUCCACCAAUUGCUACACCGACACUUGCUGACGAACCAAACAAAUUAGACAAAAUUUUGGAUGAAGUGCUUUUUGUCUCUGCUGCUGUGUCUAAUAUAUCUAAUAAAGCGGUAGCUUGUUCGCCUAAAUCAAGCCAGUCUUUAGUAGACGAACUAGCAGAAAAACAGCACCAUCAACAACAACAACAACAACAACAACAACAACAACAACAACAACAACAACAACAACAACAACAACAACAACAACAACAACAACAGUUAGCAGAAUCACCUCUAUGCAAACCUUCAAGCCAAUUACCUACUGACACACCAAAGUGCGAUGCCAUUGCUGAGCUCUUCGCUGAACGCAGAGCAAAAAUGCGUAUUUCACAACCACCAGACAGCGGUUGGCGGUUUGUAGACAGCGGCCGAAAACUGCUUUGGCGCAGACACUGGCCCAAGCUUGAUGCUAAAAGUGCUGAAAAGGUGCCUCGCAAUAAGAGACGUCGUAAGCAGCAUCCACAUACAAGCAACAACAACAACAACAACAACAACAACAACAACCACAUUAACAACAACAACAACAACAACAACAACAACAACAACAACAACAACAACAACAACAACAACAACAACAACAACAACAACAACAACAACAACAACAACAACAACAACAACAACAACAACAACAACAACAACAGCGACAACAACAACAACAACAACAAAAACAACAACAACAACAACAACAACAACCGCAACAUCAACAACUACAACAACAACACCACAACCAACAACAAAAAAACAGACAAGCAGCUGUUGGCUAUUGCCAAAACUAAAUUUUCCGGACCACCCUCUACCACCGACCAUCCUAUUUCCGGUCUCUCGGUUCCAAAACCCAUCACCUUUAAAAGGGGUGAAACCAUCAACCCAUAUCGGACAGAAAAACAAGGACCUACACCAACUAACCAGCAAGAACAACAACAAGCGAUGGACAGUCAAACAACCACGAUGAACAGUCAGCAAUAUCAACUACAGCAACAACAACAAAAUCAACCACAUCACGACAUUCAACUCGACCCAAUGCAUCCACCCAUCGUACGUCUCACAGAGCAAUCCGCCGAGGGUGACGGUCGAUUUCUGAAAGCGAGACUCCGCGAUCCUAACAUUAUGAGGGUUGUUCGGUUAUUCCUCGCUUACAUGAAGGAUCAACCCGAAACCGUUUGUAUUGAUGGGAUGACAAUCACCAGCAUACGAGUUCUUCUUGCGUCUGAAGGCCUGCCUACCGAUCCUGCACAUCUUCUACGAAUUUUUAACGCCGUUCAUCAGGAGUAUGGAGUAAGCCCUGCUGAAGCUGCGUCGGACUUAUCUUCUUACCGCCAAUAUCUCAAAAGCGAACGCACGAACCGACUGCAACAACUGCGGGAAAGUUCGAAUAAAUUCUACUCGCCCCUUCCGGAACGAAAUUUUAUGAAGUAAGGACGCCUUCUUCCUUGGAAGAAAUAGAAGUGGUGCCGGUAACUAUUAAUAUUUCUUUAACCGGUAAUCUUCAAUCUGACUGUAAUUUAAAUAUUUCAAAAACCGACACACUUCCAACUAUUUCUUCGACUGAAAACAAUUCGACCGAAAUUUUGAUUUAUUGUCAGAAUUUCAAUCGAAUGAAAAGUCCAGCCAAAAUAAAAGAAAUCUAUAAAAAUUUAUUAAGCACAUCCUUCUCGGUAGUUUUGGCAACUGAGACAAGCUGGGAUGAAAGUGUUCGAAGCGAAGAAAUUUUUGGAAGUGAUUUCAAUGUAUUCCGAAACGACCGAAAUUUUCAUGAGUCCCAGAGGAAAUCAGGAGGAGGAGUUCUUGUAGCUAUUUCGGCCAAUUUUAAUUCAGAAAUCAUUAACACAUCUAAAUUUAAAGAAUUCGAGCAUGUCUGGGUGAAAUCUCACAUAGCAGGUGAAACACAUAUUUUCGCCUCAGUGUAUUUUCCACCAGAUCAUGCGAAUAAAAAUACAUAUGAAAAGUUCUUUCAAUGUGCUGAACAAAUCAUGUCUCAACUUCCUCCCGAAGUUAAGGUCCACAUAUAUGGGGACUUUAAUCAACGUAAUGCUGAUUUCAUUCUGGACUCUGAAAAUGAAAGUAUUUUACUCCCAGUCGUUGGGGAGAAUGAAACCUUGCAAUUUAUUUUUGACAAAACAGCAAAUUUAGGUCUAAACCAAAUUAAUCACAUAAAAAACCGCCAAAAUUGCUACCUUGACUUUUUAUUAACGAAUAUCUUUGACGACUUCUGUGUUAGCGAAUCAUUGUCUCCGUUAUGGAAAAAUGAAGCUUUCCACACAGCAAUCGAAUAUUCUUUGUUCAUACAUGAGCACAAAAUCCCCAACGACUGCGAAUAUGAGGAAGUGUUUGAAUACAAAUUAGCGAAGUACGAAAACAUUAAAUGUAAAUUAAGUAGUGUAGAUUGGCAAGCUAUUCUUAGGAAUGAAGGAAAUGUCGAAUCUG
This is a messenger RNA of Aedes albopictus (Asian tiger mosquito), 17542 nucleotides long. RefSeq lists its product as uncharacterized. The transcript is spliced from 3 exons. The coding region runs from base 14555 to 16534 and encodes 659 amino acids. NCBI's taxonomy places the organism in Eukaryota, Metazoa, Arthropoda, Insecta, Diptera, Culicidae. The record is from RefSeq and is a predicted model, not a curated record.